UUUCUCUUCCCUUUUAAGGGGAUUUGAGAGGACUGAGAACAUUCGGAGAAAGAGAGAGAGAGAGAGAGAGAAAACCCUCUUCCCUGAGAAUAACCCCGCAUCAUCAAACAAUUUGAAGAUCUGAAAUUGCUCACAUACACAAAACCCAUUUACAAAUACACACUCAUACAAAGAUAGAGAGGUAGACACACAUACAUGUUUACAUACACAUAGCUAGAUUGGACAGAGAGAGAGAGAGAGAGAAAAAGAGAGAGUUUGAUAAAUCCCUCUUUUCUUCUCUCUCUCUUUUUGGAAUGAGAUCUUCAUAUUCUUAUUCAUGUACAAUGUCUACUUUGCAAAAACCAAAAGUUCUUCUCUUUGUUUUAUCUUCCCUCCCGUGAAAUUUUUCUUUUUUUUCUCUCUCUGGAACCAUCAAAAUCAAAACCCUCAAUCCCAAGGUUUGGCCAAAUCGUCACUGGGAGAAACCCGAAUUGUGAUUUUUAUAGUAUUAGGGGUCAUUGUAAGAAGAUUCACUGUUGUAAAUAGAAAGCGAAGCUUGGAAUUACACGGCUUCCAUUUAAAAGUUGAGGAUUAUCUGUGUUCCAUUUAAAAUUACACGGAUUCUUUCGUUUCAAGGUGAUCAUUCUCUAUUGGCCUAGUAAGAAAGACAGAGGAUCAGAUUGCUGCAGAACUUCUAAAUUUGUCGACAAAUCGGUUGCUUGGACAUGAGCGUGAUUGAAUGCUGUCUUAUCUGGAUAGAUAGAGAUGAAUUAAUACAGAGUUUGGUAUAGUGGAGUAGUUCAUGUGAGCCUUUGGAUACUUUUAGUUUUUGUGUCAGAUUUUCAUAAAUUGUGCAAUCCUAGAAGUAACACUGUGAUAAGAGGAGAUCUUGCAUAUUGGUUAUCAUCAGUUUUGGCUUUGGGUUGAUUUUAGUAGAUCAUGGAGUGAUUUUUAAGCUGGAAAUGAGUUUGGGGUCAUGGUGCAUGGACAGGAGCAUUGUUUCUGCUCUGUUCCUGUGUUGGAACAACAGUACUGGAAACUAGGAGAAGCAUUUCUGCUGGUGGACGGAUCCCACUUUUCCAUUUCAAGGAUUGCGUGCAAUGUCUCGCUGCUUUCCAUUUCCUCCUCCAGGAUAUGAAAAGAAAGUUGGAAUCAAUGAUAUAGACUUACUUGCAAAGGAGAAGCACAAGGAGAAAAAGCAUAAAAAGGAUAAGAAGGACAAAGAGAAAAGAGACGGUAAGGAGAAAAAAGACAAAGACAGAAGUAAAGAAAAACAUGGUGAAAGGAAAGACAGAAAAGAAAAGCACAAAGACAAGAAGGAAAGGGGUGGGGAUAAUGGGAUUACUUGGACAUCAGAAGAGAAGAGAAUUGAAGGGCAGUCAGAGUCUUAUAAUGGACAGAAUCAUGUUCCAAACGGAUUCCAUAAUGUUGACAUCAAGGAUUAUAAAUACGUGCAGGAAUUGGAUCGGAGAUGUAGGAAUGAUGACAGAGCUACUGGGAGUCAGGUGGUUCAGAAGAUUUUGGUUGCUGAUCAAAGAUCUUUGUUGUCAAAUCAGUCCAGAGAAAAAGAGAGAAUUAAGGAUAAGAAAGAAGUUGAUAGGACUGUCAAUGCACAAAGAAACCAUAUCGAGGGAAAAACUGUUCAACAUGUCCCGGGCAUUGACCAAAGAAGACUUGAAGGCAUUACUAAGCCAAUUGAGAAGCAACUGGAAGUCUAUAGGAAUAGUGAAAGAGCAACAGGAAGUCCGGUUGUUCAGAAGAUUAUGGUUUCUGAUCAAAAACCUUUGUUGUCAACUCAGUCCAGAGAAAAAGAGAGAAUUAAGGAUAAGAAAGAAGAUGAUAGGACUGCCAAUGCACAAAGAAACCAUGUCGAGGGAAAAUGUUCAGCGGAGGCAUUUUUUGAAAACAUCCCUAGCAUUGAGCAAAGAAGACUUGAAGGCAUUGCUAAGCCAAUUGAGAAGAGCAAGGAAGAAAAACACAGAUAAUGACAGUAAAGGUCAUAAACCCAAGGAGAGAGAUAAAGAGAAGAAAGUUAAAUCGAAGGAUAAGGACAAGGAUAAGAAGAAAGAGAGGAAGGAGAAGGUGAAGGAGAUAAGCAAACCAUCCGAUGAACAGCCUAAACUAGAAGGAAAUGGCAAGGAAUCCCUAGAUGCUUUCAGUAAUAAAGCAUUAAACCUUUUACAGAUGAAUAGCAAGAAAUCUGCUGCUGGGGGAAUUCUUGGCAAACGCAAGGAACUUGAGAUGAAUGGAUAUUUACACGAAAAUGGAUUUCUGCCUCAUAAGUUGUCAAGAUCUGUUUCUUCUCACCCAGUAGUGGAAAAUGGGAGGAAAUCAGAACCAAGCCAAACUGUUCUCCAGUUUUUAUCAGAGGGACAGGGGGCAGCCAGCGAUUGUAAAGCAGAUAUCAAGGAACACAGAAUUAAUGGUUUGAGAGGGCCUGAACAACUCAAUGCAUUCUCAACAAAGCCAUCAUCUUCUCGUGUUAAAGUUAAUGAGAAUGGUGGAGCAUCUGCAAAACCACCACAUCCUGAUUCCAAGUAUCUGAGUGAGAUACUUUCCAUUCCCAAGAUGGCGGAUGAGUCCAAUCUUGACGAUCAGGAAUGGCUGCUCGGCGGCAAUGGUUCAGGGUCAAAGAAACCCAAAGUGGGAUCCCCUGAGAUUGAAAUGACUCCCCAAGUAUGGGCAGAAGCUAUGCAAAUAGAGUCUCUUCUGGAUGUUUAUGCUCUGCCAUAUGUCAUCCCAUACUGAUAUUGAGUAGGUUUGACUUCCUUUUAUGAUCCCCCAAGUGUCUGCAUCUGCGAACCCAAAGUAGCAUUAAUGAGAAGAAACCAUCCUCUGGGUUUUGAGGCCUAGUCUGCUACUGCAUCUUUUUCUGAUAUCUGCCUUAGAUUUGUUCAGGGCUUUGUUAUGCAAGCAGGGUUUUUCGUGCCUCAUCAGCAGAUACAUUUCCCAUGGCUGGUGAAGAGGGAGGGAUAAGUUUAGUUGAAUGUUCAGAGGUUAAUAGGUAUAGAUUUUUUGUUAGGUAGAAACUUAGGUUUUAAACAUAUACCACCAAAAGGAGAACCACAUUGCCAUUGUAGGCCUUGUGGCACCAAAUUUUUUCUUACAUUUUACUGAGACAUAAUGAAAAUUGGGGACAAUCCACAUAAUUUUUUUUUUUAUAUUA
Molecule: messenger RNA, 3145 nt
Organism: Prunus mume (Japanese apricot)
Lineage: Eukaryota; Viridiplantae; Streptophyta; Magnoliopsida; Rosales; Rosaceae
Product: myb-like protein X
Source: RefSeq, a predicted model, not a curated record